This is a messenger RNA of Cuscuta campestris, 2385 nucleotides long. Lineage: Eukaryota; Viridiplantae; Streptophyta; Magnoliopsida; Solanales; Convolvulaceae. The record is from the annotation of a GenBank genome assembly.
GCCUUCAUUUCUCGCCGCUUCUCGUCUUCUUCCGUAGGAAACGGCGAUCAGAACACAAUAUACGGAGUAUUAUAUAUAUCCGCUUUUGUUGGGAUUUCCGCCGCCGAUUCGCCGUGUAUGAUCCAUCUCCAGCCGUGAUUGGGCCUAAUCAAUCUCGGGUCGCGAAGCUCUGAAUCCGGACUGCCCUGAUGGAUGAGAUUGGAGUCGAUGCCGGAUCGGACAUUGAAGUCGAUGACAUAAGGUGUGACAACUUUGUUGAGAAGGAUGUCAGUGACGAAGAGAUUGAGCCAGAAGAAUUGGAGAGGAGGAUGUGGAAGGAUCGCGUCAAGCUGAAGAGACUCAAGGAAAGACAGAAGCUUGCAGUGCAAUCUGCCGAUAAGCUGAAAGGGAAGCAACCGACCGAUCAAGCCACACGGAAGAAGAUGUCAAGGGCCCAGGAUGGGAUUUUGAAGUACAUGUUGAAGCUGAUGGAAGUGUGUAAGGUCCGCGGGUUUGUUUAUGGGAUCAUACCGGAGAAGGGAAAACCUGUGAGUGGAUCUUCUGAUAAUGUUAGGGCGUGGUGGAAGGAGAAGGUGAAGUUUGAUAAGAACGGUCCGGCGGCCAUUGCCAAGUACGAAGCCGAAUGUCGUGCGAGGGUACAGGGGAUAGGUGGCCUGGUCGGGAACCCCCAGAGUGUCCUACAAGAUUUACAAGAUGCCACUUUGGGAUCCCUUUUGUCUUCUUUGAUGCAACAUUGCGAUCCGCCCCAACGGAAGUACCCAUUGGAAAAAGGUGUACCCCCACCCUGGUGGCCGACGGGGAACGAAGAGUGGUGGAAUAAGAAUGAUUUGCCAGAAGGACUUAAUCCGCCCUACAAGAAGCCCCAUGAUCUAAAGAAAGUGUGGAAGGUUGGGGUUCUGACUGCCGUUAUAAAACACUUGUCGCCUGAUAUUGCAAAGAUAAGGAAGUUAGUUCGGCAAUCUAAGUGCUUGCAGGAUAAGAUGACUGCCAAGGAAAGCUCGAUUUGGUUGGGUGUCCUAGAAAGAGAGGAAGCCCUAAUCCGCCAACCAAGCAGUGAAAACGGAUCAUCUGGUGUAAGUGAGGCACCUAAUGCGGCUCGCCGCGAAAAUAAGAGACCUUCUCUCAGUAGUGACAGUGAUUAUGAUGUUGAUGAUGCCCUUAUCUCUGUUUCAUCAAAGGACAAGAGUGGAAACCAUGUUUCUGAUGUUAGUCCUUUAAAUGCUGUGCCUCAAUCCCAUCAGAUUCAAAGGAAAGAGCAUAAACGUCCUAAGAGACAAAAGAGUUCAAAACCAAUCCCUGCUGCUCAAGGGAACCCUCCAGCUAUUGAACAUAUUCAUCGUGAUGAUGGGCCCAAUGAUCCUAAUCCCAUUAUAGCGGGAUACUUAACUAAUGGAAGCGAAACCUGUGGGUCCCACCCAAUGGAACCUUUGGAGAAAAGUUCCGAUGGCCAAACCGAGUUACCAUCAGGUGACUGUAAUCAUUCUAUUGUUCCAUUUAUGGGCAAUAUGUCUAUUGUUGAUCCAAUAUCUCAAAAUUCUGCUGUUGUCCAUUAUGAAUUGAGGCCACAGACGGGUCCCACAGAUUGUGGCAUGCACACUCAAAUUCAAGAUAUUCAGAUGCUUAAUGACUCUCUCUUUCCAGGAGUUAAUGAUGAGCCACAAAGAUCAAUGUUUCACUAUGGACCUCUAAUUCCAGAAGUGCACUAUGAGCCUCCAAAAUCCGCAGCUCAAGAUUCUUCUUUACACCAUGAGCUACAAAGUUCCGAUUUCCAUCAUGGAUCUCAAUACCAUGAACUGCAUCAAUCCUCUGUUUAUCAAUACUAUACUCCUUCUGAUGAAGAGAGGUCACAGUUAGCAUUUAAUGAACUUCCGACGAGGCCGGAUGAUUUUGGACAUUAUGGAAAAGAGUCGUUUCAGAAUGAACAUGAUGGUAGAUCUGUUGAAAUGCCUUUUGAAAAUCCAAUAACUGGUGUCUCAACUGACUAUACAACACUGAACAGUCCGAUAAGUUUUGGAAUUGAUGUGCCCACUGCAUUUGAGACCGACUUUGAAAUUUUGAUCGACGAUGACGAAUAUUUGACAUUCUUUGCCUCUUAAAACUAUCAGAUUGGCAUAAAGAUGAAUCUGCUACUGUUAGUGCCUAAUGGAAGGGAGCUUAUUUGCUUACACAUUGAGGACCUUGACUGUAAGGUACUUAAAUAUUGUUUAUCACCACCACAAUCAUGUAAAGGGAAGUUAUCAUCUUUUUUUUUAUUCUCACUAGCCUUCCUUUUUACAUUGUGAAGGAAAGUGCUCCAAUGUAAAUGACUUAGUUCUGUGAUUGGCUAAUGGCUAGGGUGCAUAUCUUUUUCACUUACUAGAAAUCGAAUAAAGGUCCCUAUUGAUA